GGCCGAGGCUCAGUACCCAAGCACACCUGGGUCCGAGCGCACUCCGUUCUCAAGCCAUUCAGCAUCCAAUCCGCCGAGCGAGUCGCGUAACUAUACUACUUAGUGAUGAGUGACCCCUGACCUCUGGCCGGUCAUGUGACUCGUCCUAGAACGCAAGACUUCUGCUGAGCGAGACGGAGCCCAACAACCACAGCCCCUUUGUACAUAUAAAUACAAGUGCGAAAUCGGGAGUGCGCGCGACAUUGUAAAAAGUUUUCGUGUGAUAGUGAUGCGCGUCGCUGCUAGGAUUGCGCAAUAAAUGUCGCUGCCCCACGCACCCCACCAGAGCGUCGAGGCCGUCGCCGGCCCCCUGAGACUCUCGCCCGCCCUGACCCCGAACCCACCCCUGAGCGUGUCCUCAACGACGGGCCCAAUGCCGGUGCCCAGGCCCCAGGGCCAUCGACCCGGCCCCCCGCAGGUCGCACUCGAAACAGCCGCAACGCCAGCCAACAAAAUCGUCGGCAGGAAUCUCAACGGCACCUUGGUGAUGACAUCGGCGCCUGCAAACGAGGCAGAGUUGCAGCUGUAUCGAGUGAUGCAGAGGGCCAGUCUUCUCGCCUACUAUGACACACUGCUUGAGAUGGGAGGUGAUGAUGUGCAGCAGCUGUGUGAAGCCGGCGAGGAGGAAUUUCUCGAAAUCAUGGCCCUAGUGGGCAUGGCCUCGAAGCCCUUGCACGUCCGCCGGCUGCAGAAAGCCUUACAGGAGUGGGUCAACAACCCUGCUCUGUUCCAGACGCCGCUGCUCCCACCUCAAGUGCCGAACCACAGCACGAGCAGCAGCAGCCCCCUGUCGCACGAAUCGGCGCUGUCGCCGACGCGUCCGAUCAACCUGUCGUCGACACACGCGCCGGCACCGCCGCCGGCGCCGCCCGCGACGCCGUCCCCCGCACUGCCGCAGAGCUCGCCUGUGCAUGUGGUGCAGCGUCCAGUGCGUGGCAGCCCCAGUCCGCAGCUGCCCAAGGAGACGGGCUCGACGGGGGGCAGCGUGGGGGGCGGCUCAUCGGGGGGCGCCCCAUCACCCGGCCUUAACGUGAGUGCACACGCCAGACUCGAUUUGCCCGUGUGCCUAACCCAGAGUUCGCAGGUCGGUGGAGGGGAGUCCCUGAGCCCCGGCUCGCCGCCACCCUUGCAGCUCACCCCCACCCUCGGUGAGCACCAGAUCAACAGGUUGGCUGAGGCGGCAAAGGCGCUCGCCACCUCCUUGCCCAGCUACGAACCCAAGCCGCAGAACAGCAAAAAGAGGAUCUGCAAAGACUUGGAGAUUGUUAUGAACAUGUCUGAUGAUGACCCGCGGAGAAUGGACGAGAUCAGAAAGUACGCUGCCAUUUACGGCAGGUUCGACUGCAAGCGAAAACCUGAAAAGCCGCUUACCCUGCACGAGGUGUCAGUGAACGAGGCGGCCGCUCAGAUUUGCAAGUUGGUUCCGGCUCUUCUGACUCGCAGGGACGAACUAUUCCCGCUGGCGAGACAGGUUGUGCGUGACUCUGGAUAUCAAUACUCUAAGACGCACGUCAGUUUUGAUAGCUUCAUGUCCGGCUGUCCGAGUCUGUACCAGCCGCGCGGAAAUGGCACGGACGAACUCAUCUCCUCGUCCAGCAGCAGCAAAAGACUGAGACUCGCGGAGAGCGCCGAACUGUCCGAUUUCCGCAGACAGGAGCGUCUUGAGCAGAUUUCCGAGGAGUUGCGCGCGAUGGCCGAGAGGCAGGAGGAGCUGCGACAGUUGGCGAACGGCGGCGGCAAUGACACUUGGCAGAGCCAGUUGGAGGCCCUGCAGACGCGGCAGGCUCAACUGGCCGUCGAGCAGGCCGAGCUUGGCCGCCACGCGCCCUCCAACACUCGUACCUCCCUGCCCAGAAGGAGCGCUCGAAUUUCCGGCGCCAGUUACGGUGACGACCACACCGACGACACAGACUCGCAGCUCUCCUACAGCAACGCCAGUUCGCCCUCUCAAGACGUUGGUGACUCGCGAGACUCGAGCACAAAGGAGAGCGAAGAGAUUAGGUUAAGAAAAGGCAUCAGCAAACAGUUGGUGCAGGAAACUCUACUGGACGAGGGACUGCGGGUAGUAAAGGAGCUUGUCGCCAGCCAUAAUAAAAGUCGCUUUGACGACUGCAGUGACCGGACGACGCCACCCCACGCUCACAGUAAUCGGCCUCCGUCGAGCAGAACAAACCACCGCCUAACUCACGCCUUUGAAAAUUACUAUGAUGAGAAUAAAGUGCAGGUGAUUUCUGCAAGUGGUACAAACAUCAUCGCAGUGGCCAACCCCGCGUUAUCCAUGUCGCCGGCCAUGUUGGAGGAGGAGGCGAAGAGCGUGCGUCAGGCCGGCGUGCAUAGCCCUCUGCAGCUGCUCGGCCUGGGACAGGCGUUUAAGCAGGAGCCGCUUUCACCGUCCUAAUGAGACAGCGACCAACUCAAAACUAAAGUAGCAACCGUCCGUGAACUGAGAGACUUUGGGAGUGGCGGCCUCAGCAGUGGCCGUUGUCGUGUUUUGCUUUUUGUCGUCCCAAGCGAUUUAUUUCGAGGAGAUAAUAAUCAAAUAUAAUUUUUUAAUUUUGAGUGAGAGCUUUUGUUACUUUUUGAGAAAUGAUACUUAACGUGCAGACAGGAAGAAGCACUGCCAACUUGUGGAGAAUUUUGUGUGUUGAUAAUCCAGUAUGAUGUCAUUUGGUUGAAAAUCGAAAUUUUAAGUUUACAAUAAACUGCUAAGUCCCGCUGACCUCGCGAAAAUUGUUGAAAACGUGCUGAUUAGAUUUCGUUAUUAAUUGUAAAGCCCCUUUUGUCCAGGGCCGUUUGCAAUAAUAGUCUUGGUCUUAUUUCAACAAGUGAAACAUGUGAUUUCUUCAUGACAAAAAAUAUGCGAUUUGUAGAGGAAGGUGUUCAUUAUUGAUUAACCAUAAAAUGCAGAUGAAAUUUAUAAAAAGUAUGAGCUGUGAUAUGUGCUAAUUGUCUGAAAUGUUCAAUAAAAUGUUUUCUUGUAAUACAAUUCUAGGAAAAUGUCAUUUGUUAGAAAAAUUACAAUAUUAAAUUACGUUUAAGUACAUAUUGUUUAAUAGAAAUAUUCGAUUAUUUAUUUGCAAUUUUUACUAAACGAUCCAACAACACACGACUUGCAUAAAUUUUUAUUAUAAUUUUAUUAUAAUCAAUAAAAACAGUCAAUCAAA
Cloeon dipterum is the source of this 3203-nucleotide messenger RNA. RefSeq names its product NGFI-A-binding protein homolog (gene nab). The transcript is spliced from 13 exons. Gene Ontology annotation, cellular component: nucleus. Gene Ontology annotation, molecular function: transcription factor binding; transcription coregulator activity. The record is from RefSeq and is a predicted model, not a curated record. Gene Ontology annotation, biological process: negative regulation of DNA-templated transcription. NCBI's taxonomy places the organism in Eukaryota, Metazoa, Arthropoda, Insecta, Ephemeroptera, Baetidae. Bases 299 to 2437 code for a protein of 712 amino acids.